AUGGCAGUUGAAGUCAGCAAUCAUGGUAGUAGAUUGGAUCAGGCAUCAAUAUACCCCUUUUCAAUUGAUGAUCGUGUCGAAUCAGGCAAAGAAUUCCAGAAGGCAAAGUUGCAGCUAGAAGCAAAAUUGAAAUCCAUUCGCUCCUACUUCAACUCGCCUCAUGCCCCGGCUCAUACAGCUCCUCCAGCCUGCGAUCGAUGCAAUUCCAAGAAUCAUAGAAUAGCAGGAGCGUAUCAUGAUUUCUAUUCAUCGAAUCCCCCAUACGGGGUCGAUGAAUCCCGUUACCGCGAUGCGUUGGACAGAGCGUUGAGAGACCCCAGUGGCCCACAGCUGGCAGAAAUGCAUAGAGUGUUUGGAGCAGCGCUUCAGCAGCAUCUCAAGAAUGAUCUGUGUGCCUCUCAACCUGGGGACAAUGAAGAUACUCAGGCGUACAAAGAUGCCACAGCAAGUAUGUUUGAUUCUGGUAAUCAUAGCACACAAGAAAUCGUCCAAUUCUACAUCGAAAGCCAGCUCAAAGCAUCAAAAGAGACAAAAGUUGCCGAAUUCAUCAAGGGAUUACAAUAUGCUACGACACCAGAGCAGCGCGCUCAAGCAUACAUAAAUUUCUACUGCAAGUCUGAUUCCACAGAUACUGCUCAACAGCGGAACUUCAAAACGAAGUACACACGCAUUUUCGAACAACUCAAUCCUCAUGAUACUGUGGUCAGUGCUAUGAGGAGUGAGGCAGAAGAGGCGCAAGCAAGCAAAGUUUCCAAAUUAUCACAAAGUCUGGGCGAAAUGCAGAUGGCGUUCUCAGCUCAUCAAAAAAACAAAGCUAGGAAAGCAGAGAAAGAUAAGCGCAUGAACGAUCGUGAGAUUUCCCCUCGAUACGCCAAUUGCGGUAUGGAAGACUGUCCACUAGAUAUCAACAUCCAGACAGAUGAGACGAUCGAAUGUACGAUUUGCGAGUGGCUUGAGCGCAAGGGAAGUAGACGUGAACGCGUCUAUUACUGUUCAGUCGAGCAUGCGGAAGAAGAUUUCGAGAACCACGACAGACGCGAACAUCAGUGUUGUAUGGGACCCCGCUGCAUCUAUUACCCUGACAUUGGGCCUGGGGGCGAGAGCAGACAAGAUGGCGGAGAGCUUUGUGGAAUUUGCUUUGAUUGCGAGGAUCAUGGGAUCAUUAGCUUCUUUUGCUCCAAUGAUUGCUAUCAAACGAACAUGGAAUCACAUCGCGAUGAGAGCCAUUAUGACAGAGGUGUUGCCAAUAAAUCCCAGAAUCUUGAUACUUACACUCCUUCACCGGAUUUGGAGGUCGUCGAAUCUCAUCUAUGA
Molecule: messenger RNA, 1314 nt
Organism: Glarea lozoyensis ATCC 20868
Lineage: Eukaryota; Fungi; Ascomycota; Leotiomycetes; Helotiales; Helotiaceae
Exons: 3
Coding region: 1-1314 (437 amino acids)
Source: RefSeq, a predicted model, not a curated record